GCGGCUCGGAGAGGCGGAGCGGCCGCGCCCGGCACCUGCCCGCGCCGGCGCCGCGGCAGCCGCCCCGGCAGUGCCAUGCAGCCCUGAUGGAGCCCAACGCCUUCCCACAGCUGCAGCUCUGGUGCCCGCGGCCCUUCGGCACCUACAGCCAGAACAAGCCAUGCGCCGGCCCCGGCAGCGCCAAGAAACCCUUCAGCCCCUCCUGCCGCCACACCGAGAACACGCCACCCACCGGCACUGGCACCGGCACUGGCACCGGGACCUCACCGCCGGCCGCCGCGGCACCGCCGGCACCACCAACCCCAGCGUCGGAGGAGGGCCGGGUGCUGCUGGACACAUGGUACGUCAUCAAGCCCGGUAACACCAAGGAGAAGGUGGCUUUCUUCGUGGCGCACCAGUGCGGCGCCGGCGCCCGCGCCAGCACCAUGAAGGUGAAGGGCAACUGGGGCAGCGACAGCUCCAAAGCCAAGCGGCGCCGGCGCUGCCACGACCCCGGCAAGGCCAAGGCGAGCGCGGUGAGCACCGGCGAGGAGGCGGCUGAGGCGGCCGAGCUGGUGUCGGUGGCGGAGAUGGUGGCGCUGGUGGAGCAGCGCGCGGCGCUGGCGCUGCAGAGCUUCCCCCCGGUGCUGGUGGAGGCGCCGGGAGGCGAGGCCAAGGCCGCGAGCGCUGCCGACUGCAGCCGCGUGGCCGAAGCCGUCGCCCACUUCGAGUCGCGGCACCGCGACGGUGCCGCCAGACCCAACGGCUUGUGCCGGCCCGGCGCCGAAUGCACCGCGGCGGCGGCCUCGGCAGCGCCCGGGGAGGUCCGCAUCGCCUUCCGCAUCGCCAGCGGCCGCGAGCCCCGCGCCGGCCCCACCACCGCCGGCACCGAGCCCGGUGCUGCCGCCCGGCCCGGUUGUGUGUUUGUGAGCGGCGCCGGCGCCGGCGGCCGCGCCAAGGACAAGAUCACAUGUGACCUGUACCGUUUGAUCAGCCCCUCGCGGGAUGUGCUCCCCACCAACGUGGAGCUGCUCUUGGCUGCCGCCGGGCCCAAGGGGGACGGUGACGGUGAUGCCACGGCCGCGGCGCGCGGGGAGGGUUCGGCAUCACCGUCGGCCAAGGCGGACGCGUGCGAGGGCGCGGCGGAGGCGGCGCCGGGCCGGGAUUGCGCCGCCGGCUUCCACGUGGACGUGGUGGUCACCGGCGUCGUGGACCAAUGCGUGUUCUAUGGCAAGGACAGCGCCAAGCAAGUGACGGAGGAGACGGUGCGGCUGCCGGCGGCACCCAAGGACGAGCCCUCCCCGCCGCCGCCGCCGCCACCGGGGCAGCUCUUCCUGUUCCCCAUCGCCGACGAACCGGCGGCGGCGGCGCCGGAACCGGAGCCGGUGAGUGACCCGGCGCUGUGCCGGUUGUACCGCCACGUGUCCCACGACUUCCUGGAGAUCCGGUUCAAGAUCCAGCGCCUGCUGGAGCCGCGGCAGUACAUGCUGCUGCUGCCGGAGCACGUCAUGGUGAAGAUCUUCAGCUACCUGCCCACCCAGGCGCUGGCCGCCCUCAAGUGCUCCUGCCAUUACUUCAAGUCCCUCAUCGAGACCUUCGGCGUCCGCGCCACCGACUCGCGGUGGACGCGGGACCCCCUGUACCGCGACGACCCCUGCAAGCAGUGCCGCAAGCGCUACGAGAAGGGGGACGUGUCGCUGUGCCGCUGGCACCCCAAGCCCUACCACCACGACCUGCCCUACGGCCGCUCCUAUUGGAUGUGCUGCCGCCGGCCCGACAAGGAGGCGCCGGGAUGCCGCGUGGGGCUGCACGAUAACAAUUGGGUGCAUCCGGCGCCGCGGCGCGAGGAUGGGAGGUGAAGGGGG
Messenger RNA from Melopsittacus undulatus (budgerigar), 1844 nucleotides. It is a transcript of the gene FBXO46, whose product is annotated as F-box protein 46. Gene Ontology annotation, molecular function: protein binding. NCBI's taxonomy places the organism in Eukaryota, Metazoa, Chordata, Aves, Psittaciformes, Psittaculidae. The transcript has 2 exons. The record is from RefSeq and is a predicted model, not a curated record. Bases 87 to 1838 code for a protein of 583 amino acids.